AUGUGGCUUCCGUCCUGGCCGUGGAACAACGGACCAGCUCUUUACCCUCCCAGACUCCUGGAGGCACUGGGCUCGUUGAGCCGAUACCCCAUAUUCCCGAGCUACUACGAGCAAUCCGGUCCCUUUCUGGAAGACGGAGACACAGAGGACGAAGAAAAAAGUGACAAAAAGGACGAAGAUAAAGAGGACAGAGAGGACAACGAGGACGCUGCAGCAGCAGCUGAAACAGCAGAGUCCCAACGGGAGACAGAAGUUGUUGAUGUGUUCGAGCCGAAAUCAUCGAAACCGACUGAAGAACGACGAGCUCCUCCCAGCAGCCUCGCCCUCCGGCCACCAAAGAAGAAGAAAGUCCUGGUGGCUCCGGCGCUCAGUCUGUCGCUAGGCCGCAGCGAGUCGACGGUGUCGGACGACUUCCCCUCGGCGUUCCUCUCGCCGUCGCCGGGAGACGACGAUGACACGGGGCUGGACUUCGACCUGGACGCCAUGGAAACGCCGUCCGACUGCGAGUCGCUGCCCUUCCCCAUCUUCAACCUGGAAGAGGACAUGCGGCGGCUGGGCGUGGCCACCGGACGCCGCCGGGCGCCCGGCGCCGCUCCGGGGUCGAGGUUCGAGUCCGGGACCGAGUCCGGGUCGUGGACGGAGCAGGGCGACCUCGGCGCUCUGGAGCGGGACGACGUGGUCGACGCUAACGGCACCAGGUGGCGCUGUUUCUCCACCGGCGUCCCGCCGCAGGACAGCCGCGUCAACAUGAGCGUCCUGCAGCCGUUCCUACGCGUCCUGUCUCACGGAGGUUACUAUGGAGACGGUAUGAAUGACAUCAUCGUGUUCUCGUCCUGCUACCUGCCACAGAACAGCCUGCAGGACUACACGUACGUCAUGGAUCACCUGUUCAGGUUCGUUGUUGGGACUCUGGAUCUGAUGGUCGCUGAGAACUACGUCAUCGUUUAUCUUUGUGCUGGAGGACAGAAAGACAAACUGCCGGGAAUCAGCUGGCUGAAGGAGGUCUACACCACCAUCGACAGGAGGUUGAGGAAGAACCUGAAGGGGUUCUACGUGGUUCAUCCCACCUGGUACAUCAAAGCUCUCAUCACCAUCAUCAAACCCUUCAUCAGCUCUAAGUUCAGCAGGAAGCUCCAGUUUGUUGACAGUCUCCAGGAUCUUUCUCUCUUCGUCCCUACUGAGCAUGUGCAGAUCCCAGACUGCGUCACACAGUACGACCGCAGUCUGUCCAGGUGAAACUCUGACGUCACUUCUGUCUUUAGGUGUUAAACAUUUCAAACUGUUUUGGGUUUGUGAAGGCUGUAAACUCUCUUUUUACUCUGCUGUUGUCACAAUCGUUUUGGUGCCAAAUAAAGGAAAAUAAUUUGGAUCUUUUUCUGCUGUUUGUGUUUGAAACUGUCUCAGUGUUUCUGUGUGAAUCUUUGAUUAAUUUCAUUGUUUCCAGUUUCUGUAAAAAAAAUUAAAAUCAAAAAACUAAAAACUUCAGCCGUUAGUUCUCUGAAA
Centropristis striata (black sea bass) is the source of this 1503-nucleotide messenger RNA. RefSeq names its product BCL2/adenovirus E1B 19 kDa protein-interacting protein 2-like. Bases 1 to 1236 code for a protein of 411 amino acids. The record is from RefSeq and is a predicted model, not a curated record. The transcript is spliced from 12 exons. Gene Ontology annotation, cellular component: cytoplasm. Gene Ontology annotation, biological process: apoptotic process. NCBI's taxonomy places the organism in Eukaryota, Metazoa, Chordata, Actinopteri, Perciformes, Serranidae.